Amoebophrya sp. A25 is the source of this 4225-nucleotide messenger RNA. The record is from the annotation of a GenBank genome assembly. NCBI's taxonomy places the organism in Eukaryota, Dinophyceae, Syndiniales, Amoebophryaceae.
GGAAGUCGAGUAGGACGCCAGAGCUAUCCUUCAUAAUUAUCGUCUUUGAAGAUGUGUCACUGACUCACGCUCUUCUUCUAUGAUGAUAGAUUACCCUUACAGUGUUGAGGAUAAUUGUUCACGAAAGCAAACUAACAAGGCAUAUACUUCAGUAGACAGACAGCGACUGCGUUUUCAUUGCGACGUGGCUCUUCCUCUUUCAAAAUCACCAGAAAAACCAGCGGGCGCCGGUGGUUACAGCAGCGGCAUACAGGAACAGCAAGGGGGUGGAGACAAUGCCUUCAGUCGUUACAUGAUCCCGAACCUUUUAGUCGAUGAUGACCUGCAGCUACCUUCUUUGUCAUCAGACACCCACGCUGCCCAACACAAGAAGGCAACACUAGCAUCCUCUUCAUCUGGAAGCAGCCGCGUCGUGGCUGAAACCAACAGCCCUAGGCUAGGCCCAGGACAGGCAAAUAGAAAAAAUACCCCCGCGACGGGUCCAGUGCCAGAGCAUGGUCAUGGAGCAACGAACAAAGCGGCUUUGUCCAGUGGCCACGACAACUGCCAGAGCAGCCAUGUCGCUGCUCCGGAAAAAAAUCCGUCUCCUCACACCAGAGGGGGAAGCAGUUCGAUGUCGCCUUGCAAAGGCAGCAGCGCGUCUUCAACCUUUCGAGUCGCUCAAAACUUUAAGGCCACGGCUGCGCUGAUCUCUUAGUACAAGAGCCUUCAUGUUGCGGGACCGGGUGAAAGUGUAGUGCAUCAUGCUGAACGUAGCGGGUGGAUCCAUAUGGAGCGUCGCAACACUGGAAAAACGUCUGGAUUUAAUGCGCCAGAGUUUUUCUUGCUGUAGUCGCACUCUAUCCAGAUAAGAAAGUCCCCAUAUUCUUUCGGAAAAAGUUCCGUUCGGAGGUAUAGCUGCAUCAUGCUGUCUUCUAAUGCAGCCAGCCUCAAUAAUCUGGGGCCGGGGCGCAGUAGUGCGACGGCGUCGACUGUGAAACCGAACAACAGACUGCGCGUCUUAUUAGAAGGCUUAGGCGAUCCAGGCCGCCUGGGCGUCAAAGGCCUCCCACCAUCGCAGCGAUCACCUCGAGGACUCUUGAUCAAAAGGCCAGAGAGGGUACGCAGAUUCUUUAGCCUCAAGCUUAGCUAUUUGAUCUAGCGAAGGCUCAUAUUUAGAAUCUGAGACCUCAGCCGCAGCUGUAUCUUUAGGCUCAGACUUACAAUCUACUACAAGUGCAACUAGUGCUGAUCUUCAUACUGAUGCUACGAUAUUGAUGUUAUGACAUCACGAGGCGAAGAUGCACAUCAUGCGCAAGACCGUCUGUCUUUCUCUCUCUUGUUCGCCACACACAGUUGAACGCGAACCGCCAUUCUUACUUCGUCCACAAAGGGCACAGCAGGCAGUGGGUCGAGCUUUGGCAUCGCGAGUCCUCGCGUUGUUGCCAACUUCAAGCAGCAUUAAAACAACAAUCAUCUACAGGUGGCAUCUCCGGUUGACUCGCCCUUGCAGCGAUUACCAGAGCACGUCGAUGUUGACCCGAUCGAAGAGGUUGGCGCCCCCCCAGCCCUCGGAUGGGAGGAGCUGGAGGCCUUAGUUGAUUAAGGAACGACUCAGCUGAGCACGAAAAAACUCAAUACUCACAUAUCUGCCAUGAUGAAAAUGAAAAGUCCUGAACUAGCUUUAAUGUAAGGACGAAGUGCAGCGAUUUAAUGGGCGGUUUCUCCGCGCACAGCAGGACGAGACACGCGAAGGCACGAGUCUCCUCGCGAAGAUUUUUAGUGGUGACAGAGCAUACCUGACCACCGGCGUUCACGUUUAUGUCUUGUGUGGAUCAAUUAUUUUUGCACUUCUUGACCCAAUCGUCUAAGUAUAUUGAUCGCCCGAAAUUUUUCACAUCUAAGAUUUAGUACAUGAGUUUUGUUUUAUUGAUGCAGCUUUUCUUUGUUUUUUGUCUUGCCUAGAGCCCGUCUGGUAAAAAGCUCUAAAAUUUAUCCGCGCAGUCUUCCUCUCCCAGCAAAGCAAAGGUGGCACCAGUUCCGCCAUUGGGCGAGCGCUUCCCGUUUCACACGACUUUCGGUGACUAUAUUUACUGUCUACCAUCAUAGUAGUUGCUAUUACAGUUGUUACAUCGAAUCCUUCGCCUUAUCUUUAGCUCAAUCUGCCUUAUCCUCUGUUUGUGAUAAAAGGUUCGGCUUCUUUGUCGUGUUGACUUCUAAUAUUUUCAGAUUUUUACUCACUUCGAAUUUGAUUAUAAUCAAUACUAACUUCGUACAACUAGGCUAUCGGCAACCGAACGAAUGCGACCGCUUAGGACCUCCGCCAAGGUGCUCUAGGUCAGCAGGACGUCGAAGCUCGUUGCCAACUGCGGCAAAAAGUUCUGGUGGUUCCAGACGAAGGGGCUCCGUGUUGGGUGGUCAGGCUACGUAUGAUUUGAACGGUUUGCCCAUGCGCCACCCUUUGUCCGCGCGUGGACACAAGGAGCUGCACACAACUGACUACGUGCGGAAAAACAUCGUCGAGGCUGGCUUGGCAGGCGUGCGCCUUUCGGGAACGGAAAGGACAAAAAACGCAGUUGCGUCGAGCAACGUUGGCGACAAUGGCACCUCCAAGAGGCGUGGUGGCACCGCUGGAAAACUACACGGUAGCACUGUCGCAGGAGGACAACAACUGGGAACGAAUCCAACACCGAUCACGUCUGCUCGCCUUGCAAAUAGAGACCCGCGUCGCCCCGGCAGUUCCACGUCGGCGCCAGGUGCCGAAAUUCUAGUCAAUUUCGUGGCAUACAGGGAAGAGCCACACCGCGACGAAGCCGCAAACUUGUUUUUCCAAGCGGUGGAUAACAAGAUCAUUCAAGAUUAUGGCAGAGCAGAACUAACAGGUUAGUGGAGGAGCCCCCUUCUUAGAGCUGAAUUUCGCAGCAUUGUGGAUUCCAUCUUCUAGCGCUAACUAUCACGAUACCGCAAAGGCCUCAACGACGCACACUGCGACGCAAAAGACGAGGAGACGAGAGGCGCCUUAGCCCACGCACAGCAAGACUGGACAAAGAAUUUCCUUGACAAGCUGUAAUCUGCAGGAAUGGGCGUGGCCACAACUAUGCAUCAGCGUGAGUAUCUAUCAUUGAAAAUCAGACGUAGCGCGGCAGCGCCCUUGCUUUUUAUCAUGCAUUUUGAUACUAGAUAACUACCUGGCUGCGACUCUCUGUAGUAUAAGACUAAUCGCAUGAUCACCAGCAAAGAGUACUAGAAAGAUCGCUUUUUACUUUUCAUCUAAAGAAACAGAAGAGCCCAUACAUAAGUAAUUAAUAUGCAUACCAAAUAAGCCUUCCCGAGCGCUAUACUCCACAAAACUAAAAACUCGAACGUUAGAGUUAUCUUCUACUAUCUUAUGUCUUGAUACAGCACUAGUAGUGCAGGGCUGUGGCGCGACGGCCCACCUACUCGAUGACGCUUGAGCUUGUUGAGUUUGUUGAUUAUGUUUACGCCUGUGCUGCGUGAAAAUUCAUUCAUCUUGCCCCAGGAUGAGCUUGCACAGUUGCAUUCUGACUGCUUAGUAAUGACAUCAAUUUCCUCAAGUAGAUGAGCAACAAGUUCGAAUGCCAGCCGAGCACAGUGGUACAGUUGCACUACAGCGGAGUAUUUAUCAAUCUUACAACAGCUUCGCUUUCAUAAAGAUGCUUUUACUAAUACGCAGAGACGCCAAGAAUUCAGAGCUUCUUGCUUUUUUGUUGAAGAUCUGGCGUGCGUUUUCUUAUCGACGAAGCUUUCCCAAGGUAAAAGAAAAAAACCGUCAUUCGAAAAAGUAAGUACUUGGAGUAGCUCCUAUCCCCUGAAGGUCGUCCUUUGAUGCUCAAUUUCGCAUGGGACAAGCAACGCCAUCUGUGACUGGUGCACAGAACAACUCUACUUUUUCGCUAUGAGGAAGAAAAAGACAGAAGCACCCUCGUUGUAAGCAAACCCAAACGGCGGUCUGCUAACAAGCGGAUGCCGUGGCUGUUUUCGCACUUACGUCGACCAAGUUGGAAACAUGUGACGAAGAAAAACAGUCAGCGAGUACCAGCAUCAUCAAGCACAAGCUCCACCUCAGAAAAAUUAUGGGCUUACAGUUUUGCCACAGUGCGACACUCGUGGAAAGGAUCACUAAGGGCAAAAAUCAGAAUGACAAAUGAAAUUGAUACAUACCAAAAGAAUGCUAUGACAACUAUGAAGAGGCUUCAUAUGAAUCGCUGAGGUAGUUAGGAGGGAU